AGUGGCUGCGUCCCAGGACAGCUGGAAGGUUAGGACACUCUUGCGGUCCUAGAGUGGAGUGGAAGGUCUGGAGCUUUGGGAGGAGACGGGGAGGAAAGACUGGAGGCGUGUUCCUCCGGAGUUUUCUUUUUCUUGCGAGCCCUCGCGCGCGCGUACAGUCAUCCAGCUGGCCUGGCGAUUGUGGAGAGUAGGUGGAGAGGCUUCAUCCAUCCCACCCGGUCGUCGCCGGAGACUGGGGACUCACUGAGACCUCCCCCGGAGAAGCAGUGCCCAGGAAGUUUUCUGAAGCCGGAGUCGCUGUGCAGCCUGAGCCGCCGCCGCGCCGGAGCCCGGGACACCGGCCACCCUCCGCGCCACCCACCCUCGCCGGCUCUGGCUUCCUCUGGCCCAGGCGCCGCGCCUACCCGACAGCUGUCUGCGGCCGCCGAGCUCCACAGUGAAAAAAAAAGUGAAGGUGUAAAAGCAGCACAAGUACAAUAAGAGAUAUUUCCUCAAAUCUGCCUCAAGAUGGAAACCCUUUGCCUCAGGGCAUCCUUUUGGCUGGCACUGGUUGGAUGUGUAAUCAGUGAUAAUCCCGAGAGAUACAGCACAAAUCUAAGCAAUCUUGUGGAUGAUUUCACCACUUUUCGUGGCACAGCACUCAGCUUCCUGGUUACCACUCAUCAACCCACUAAUUUGGUCCUACCCAGCAAUGGCUCAAUGCACAACUAUUGCCCACAGCAGACUAAAAUUACUUCAGCUUUCAAAUACAUUAACACUGUGAUAUCUUGUACUAUUUUCAUCGUGGGAAUGGUGGGGAAUGCAACUCUGCUCAGGAUCAUUUACCAGAACAAAUGUAUGAGGAAUGGCCCCAACGCGCUGAUAGCCAGCCUUGCCCUUGGAGACCUUAUCUAUGUGGUCAUUGAUCUCCCUAUCAAUGUAUUUAAGCUGCUGGCUGGGCGCUGGCCUUUUGAUCAAAAUGAAUUUGGCGUAUUUCUUUGCAAGCUGUUCCCCUUUUUGCAGAAGUCCUCAGUGGGGAUCACCGUCCUCAACCUCUGCGCUCUUAGUGUUGACAGGUACAGAGCAGUUGCCUCCUGGAGUCGUGUUCAGGGAAUUGGAAUUCCUUUGGUAACUGCCAUUGAAAUAGUCUCAAUCUGGAUCCUGUCCUUUAUCCUGGCCAUUCCUGAAGCAAUUGGCUUCGUCAUGGUACCCUUUGAAUACAGGGGUGAACAACAUAACACCUGUAUGCUCAAUGCCACAUCAAAAUUCAUGCAGUUCUACCAAGAUGUAAAGGACUGGUGGCUCUUUGGGUUCUAUUUCUGUAUGCCCUUGGUGUGCACAGCGAUCUUCUACACCCUCAUGACUUGUGAGAUGUUGAACAGAAGGAAUGGCAGCUUGAGAAUUGCCCUCAGUGAACAUCUUAAGCAGCGUCGAGAAGUGGCUAAAACAGUUUUCUGCUUGGUUGUAAUUUUUGCUCUUUGCUGGUUCCCUCUUCAUUUAAGCCGUAUAUUGAAGAAAACCGUGUAUAAUGAGAUGGACAAGAACCGAUGUGAAUUACUUAGUUUCUUGCUGCUCAUGGAUUACAUCGGUAUUAACUUGGCAACCAUGAAUUCAUGUAUAAACCCCAUAGCUCUGUAUUUUGUGAGCAAGAAAUUUAAAAAUUGUUUCCAGUCAUGCCUCUGCUGCUGCUGUUACCAGUCCAAAAGUCUGAUGACCUCGGUCCCCAUGAAUGGAACAAGCAUCCAGUGGAAAAACCAUGAUCAAAACAACCACAACACAGACCGGAGCAGCCACAAGGACAGCAUGAACUGACCACCCUGAGAAGCACUCCUCGGGUACUCCCAUAAUCCUCUCAGAGAAAAAAAAUCACAAGGCAACUGUGACUCCGGAAAUCUCUUCUCUGAUCCUUCUUCCUUAACUCACUCCCACACCCAAGAAGAAAUGCUUUCCAAAACCACAAGGGUAGACUGGUUUAUCCACCCACAACAUCUACGAAUCAUACUUCUUUAAUUGAUCUAAUGUACAUAUUCUGGCGUGUUGUAUUCAGCACUAAAAAAUGGUGGGAGCUAGGGGAGAAUAGAGACUGUUAAAUGAAAAUAGAAGGACAUUUACUACUUUUGCAUGAAAAUAGAGUUUUCAAGUACAUGGCUAGCUGUUAUGGCAGUUCUGGUAAAUGUUCAAUGGGAGCUGGUCACCAUGAAAUGUUAAGAGAUUAUGACAAGAUUUUCUACUUUUUUUAAGUGUUUUUUUUUUUCCUUCAGCCAAACACAGUAUGGGCUCAAGUCACUUGUAUUUGAAAUGUCAUUUGGUACCAGUAUUUUUGAACUGCCUAAUAGCCUAACAUGAUUAUUUGAACUUAUUUACACAGUUUG
Molecule: messenger RNA, 2351 nt
Organism: Cebus imitator (Panamanian white-faced capuchin)
Lineage: Eukaryota; Metazoa; Chordata; Mammalia; Primates; Cebidae
Gene: EDNRA
Product: endothelin receptor type A
Exons: 8
Coding region: 508-1791 (427 amino acids)
Biological process (GO): vasoconstriction; regulation of blood pressure; enteric nervous system development
Cellular component (GO): membrane
Molecular function (GO): endothelin receptor activity
Source: RefSeq, a predicted model, not a curated record